GGCCAACGUCGCGUUUACUCUUCCGAGCUCCCGAGAUGUGGAGUGUAACGUGGAGCCUUUGGUUGCCUCUAGUUUUCGGCUCGGUGUUCGGUCAAAGACAGCGAUGGCCGCCGUUCCUGUGUGGUGGAAACGCUACAGGAAGUUCAGGUCUCAUUGGGAGUCAGGGAUACCCCGGGGUUUACCCCGCCAACACCAAAUGCGUGUGGAGAAUAACGGUGCCUCAGGGCAAAGUGGUGUCCCUGACCUUCCGCUCCCUCGACCUAGAGAGUGACGGACUUUGUCGCUACGACUACGUAGAUGUGUACGACGGCUUCGUUAACAGCCAGCGGCUCGGCCGAUUCUGUGGCACGGCGCAGCCCGGAGCGCUGAUUUCCAGUCACAACAGGAUGCAAGUCGUGAUGGUUUCGGACGCGAACACGGCCGGGAGUGGCUUCCUGGCCGGAUAUGCGGCCGUUCGGCCGAAUGCGAGGGGGGAGCGGUACUGUGGCGGACUCUUGGACAAACCCUCAGGAGCCUUCACGACCCCUAACUGGCCCGAGAGAGACUAUCCUCCAGGUGUGACGUGCUCGUGGCAUAUUAUUGCGCCCGAGCACCAGAUAAUAGAGCUGAAGUUCGAGAAGUUCGACGUGGAGAGGGAUAACUACUGCCGCUACGACCACAUGGCCGUCUACAACGGCGCGGAAAUGAGCGACACAAGCAGGAUCGGGAAGUUCUGCGGCGACAGCCCUCCUGCGCCGAUCUUCUCUGACGGGAAUCAUCUCUUCGUCCAGUUUGUCUCCGACCUGAGCCUCACCGCCGACGGCUUCAUCUGUCAUUACACGUUCAAGCCGAAGAACUCCACUGUCCCAGACUCCCCCGUUCCCGUCAACGCAGCCGUCCCUACAACCCCAGGGCCCGUAGCACUGGCGUAUUCCGAAGCUCUCUGCAAGCAGAAGUGCAAGAGAAGCGGAACGGUGGAAAGUCAUUACUGCUCGAGCAACUUUGUGCUGACGGGAACACUCGUCUCGGCUGCCAUGAGGGAACAGAGCGUGCUCACUACCUUCUCCGUCACCAACCUGUACAAGGAAGGAAACCUGUCCAUCCAGCAGGCCGGAAAGAGCAUGAGCACUAAAGUCGUAAUCCUGUGUAAGAAAUGCCCUUUAGUCAGGAGAGGUCUGAACUACAUCGUCAUGGGUCACGUGGACGAGCAGGGACAAGGAGUGGUUUCACCUCAGAACUUCGUGAUGGCCUUCAAGACUAAGAAGCAGAGGGAUCUGGCGGUGUUGAAAAAUGUCCGCUGCUGAUGGGAGGCGGUGGCCAUGUUGGAUUUGUCACCUUCAAUCGGGAAUUGUUGCUGUAACAUAUUUUACAGACCGUACCGUAUGUCUGCUUCAAGACGUAUUGGGACACCUGACUUUCCCAGUCUUUGUGCACAAAGCAAGCUCCAUGAAGAUCUGCUUUACAUGGCCUGGAAGUGUGUAAAAGAUCUCCUCACGUCACCUACAUCAGUCACCACUUAUCUUCACAAAACCUAGAACAUCUUCCCAGAAGAUGCUUCAUUAGUAAACGGGGACUGAAUUUGGAUCUACAUACCCAUCUUGUGGUCAGGUGUCCACAAACUUUUGCUUAUAGAGCGUAUGUGCAGAUGAUUUACAAUUGUGUAUAUACUGUAUAUCAUUUCAUUUGUAAAACCUCUCCACUUCAGAGAGCCUUGUAUACAGUAGGUUUUAUUUAUAUGUGCUGUUAUUGUGAGAUGAAAUCCCACAGGCUUCAAAAUUCCUGAACCACACGAGUGUAACAUAUCAGAAACGUUUUGCUCGAAACGGUCCAAUCGCAUCCCGCGCCAUUCGGAUAAACGCUUUCGACUAAAUAAAUAAACGCGAACGUAUCGGAUCGAAGCCGAUAGAGGGAAACUCCCGCUUGUGGUAAAGAUCAAUAUUUACAUAAAGGAUCGUUUUUCUGCCAAAGAAAGAGAGGAAUAUUUUUUUUUUUAAUUCUUUAAAAAGUGUCCAGAAUAAUUAUACAGUUGAAUCAGGCUUGUAAGUGUGUGUGUGUGUGUGUGUGUGUGUGGAUUCAAUUAUAUUAAAUGUAGGAAACUAUGUGUGCGGUUCAGUUUUUCAAAAGCUCCCAAAUAUGUGGAAUGCAGCACACGACAUCUUUUCUUCUUCUAUAAUCCUGCUUUUUUGCAGUUUUGAAUAAAAAAAAGUAAAAAAAAAAAA
Molecule: messenger RNA, 2198 nt
Organism: Silurus meridionalis
Lineage: Eukaryota; Metazoa; Chordata; Actinopteri; Siluriformes; Siluridae
Gene: pcolce2a
Product: procollagen C-endopeptidase enhancer 2a
Exons: 9
Coding region: 36-1283 (415 amino acids)
Molecular function (GO): protein binding
Source: RefSeq, a predicted model, not a curated record